CUUCCAGUACGUUAGGCAGCAAGGCAGGCAUGGACAUGCGCUGCCUACUUCAGCCUGGCUGCAAGCGAGGAGCAGAAACUCACGAAACAGGAGAUGCGUGUAUGCGUGUAACUCUGUUGGAGCGCCUAAUGGGCGAGCACUUCAAUCCUUAGUGAGCAUAUAAGCUCACCUCGUUCCAUUAUAAUGUAGUAUUCAAGUUCAUUGGCAGUAAUUCAUAUCUUACACCCGGAAAACACUCAUCACAAACUGAACAUUGAACAUGGAGCUCAAGCACGUAGCAAUUCUCGGGGCAGGAGGAAACGUGGGCAACACCGUUAUCACCGAACUCCUCAAAGACGGAGCCCGAUUUACCAUCACAGCCAUCACGCGCUCAACAUCGUCUUACACACCACCUUCUACAGCCAUCACCCACCGCACUGUAGAUUACACCUCCUUCUCCUCUCUACAAGCCGCGUUUCAGGGCCAAGACGCAGUAGUGAACUGCGUCACGGGCGGUGCUACGCACUACGAACCAUCCAAGCUCGUCAUCGACGCUGCGGUUGCUGCAGGCGUCAAAUUCUUCUUCGCCAAUGAAUUUGUUGGAGAUAUCACACGCAAGGAAUUUACAAGAUUGCCGGAAGCUUUUGUAGGCUCCAAGUGUAGGAUCCGGGAGUAUCUAGAGGAAUUGGGGAGGGAAAAGAAGAUGGCUUGGUCCAGCUUGAAUGGAGGGCCGUUUUUCGAUAUGUGGCUCAUGAAGGGACCCGCAGGCUUCGACAUACCCAACCAGCAUGCUCGUAUCUAUGGUACUGGAAACGAACCCUUAUACUGGACCCCCCUUUCAACAAUCGGCCUCGCAGCUGGCAACAUGCUCCGCAACCCUCUUCCUAUCGUCAACCGGCCCAUUCUCAUCUGUCCCUUCCCCCACCUCACGCAAAACAUGCUGCUGCGCACCCUGGAAAAGCUUCUUGAUACGUCAUUCAGCGUUGAGCAUGUUAAUGUGGAGAAGAUUCACCGGCAUGCAUUAGUCGUGCUGGAGAAUUGGAAGGAAGGUGGUGAGCAAGAAGCGGGAAAAGCGCAAAUGGGCAAAGCGGUGAAGGGAUUAGCGAUAUCUAACCAGUUCUAUGGAGGCGAGGACGAUGUGAAACAUCUUGGCCAGGUUGUCCAGAAUGAGGUUGUUGGUGUAAAAACCAUGCAGGUGGAGGACGCAGUAAGGGAUGCGCUGGAGCACUAUGGGAAAGAGUGCCAAGUUGUCCAGGGUAUGUUCAAUGUGGAGGCUUGCGACAUCUAAACUGUACACUGCUGUUAGCAUGUCGUUCAGGCUUGUGAUAUCAUCAGCAUUUCUGUGCUAGAGACGGAGACAAUAAAGUGGGAUGAUAUCUAUUAGGAUUAGG
Messenger RNA from Alternaria alternata, 1370 nucleotides. Its product is annotated as isoflavone reductase family protein. Bases 260 to 1267 code for a protein of 335 amino acids. The transcript is spliced from 4 exons. The record is from RefSeq and is a predicted model, not a curated record. Lineage: Eukaryota; Fungi; Ascomycota; Dothideomycetes; Pleosporales; Pleosporaceae. Gene Ontology annotation, molecular function: oxidoreductase activity.